Arachis duranensis is the source of this 3302-nucleotide messenger RNA. Its product is annotated as transmembrane 9 superfamily member 1. The record is from RefSeq and is a predicted model, not a curated record. NCBI's taxonomy places the organism in Eukaryota, Viridiplantae, Streptophyta, Magnoliopsida, Fabales, Fabaceae. Gene Ontology annotation, biological process: protein localization to membrane. Gene Ontology annotation, cellular component: trans-Golgi network; endosome; membrane.
UUCGAGAGAGAGUUAUAGUCUGAAAUAUUGGACGGUGUUGUGGUCUGCUUCUCUCUCUCUCUCUCUCUCUCUCUCUGCUCUUCAAGGUUCGAGAUCCUGCCGUCGCCGGCGACCGCCAUGUCCUUCAAAUUCUCGCUCCUCUUCCUCCUCUUUCUCUUCCUCUCUGCCGUCUUCGCUUCCGAGUCAGAUCACAAGUAUAACCAAGAUGACCCAGUUACCCUUUGGGUGAACAAAGUUGGUCCUUAUAAUAAUCCACAAGAAACAUACAACUAUUACAGCCUCCCAUUUUGCCGACCACCUGGUCAACCUGCCCAUAAAUGGGGUGGUCUUGGUGAGGUCCUUGGUGGCAAUGAACUUAUUGAUAGCCAAAUUGAGAUAAAGUUCCGAAGAAAUUUGGAGAAAACCACCUUUUGUCGUCUGGAUCUCGAUGAGGGGAAAGUUAAACAGUUUAAGGAUGCAAUAGAGAACAGUUACUGGUUUGAAUUCUUCAUGGAUGACCUACCAUUAUGGGGAUAUGUUGGUGAGCUACAUCCUGAUAAGAACAGUGAUAAUGGCAAGCAUGUCCUGUACACACACAAGAACAUCAUUGUUAAAUUCAACAAUGAUCAGAUCAUUCAUGUGAAUCUCACUCAGGACAACCCAAAACCUUUGGAAGUAGGAAGACCUUUGGACAUGACAUAUGCUGUCACAUGGAUUCCUACGAAUGUCACUUUUGCACGCCGAUUUGAUGUCUACUUGGACUAUCCAUUCUUUGAGCAUCAGAUCCACUGGUUCUCCAUUUUUAACUCUUUUAUGAUGGUCAUCUUUCUUACUGGAUUGGUCUCAAUGAUAUUAAUGCGAACUUUGAGAAAUGACUAUGCAAAAUAUGCCCGGGAAGAUGAUGAUUUGGAAACUCUGGAAAGAGAUGUUAGUGAAGAAUCUGGCUGGAAACUUGUGCAUGGUGAUGUUUUUCGGCCUCCUCGCAAUUUGGUGAUUCUGUCAGCUGUUGUUGGUACAGGUGCUCAGUUAGCAUUACUGGUUCUUCUUGUCAUCUUGUUGGCUAUUGUUGGAAUGUUGUAUGUCGGGCGAGGAGCAAUUGUCACAACCUUUAUUGUGUGUUAUGCUCUCACAUCAUUCAUCUCUGGUUAUGUGAGCGGAGGGAUGUACUCACGCAAUGGGGGUGUACUAUGUCUAUGGCUUCAUGCUACUAGUUUUUCUGAUUCUCCUCAUUGUGACCGUAUGUGUGACAAUUGUGGGGACAUACUUUCUGUUAAAUGCCGAGAACUACCACUGGCAAUGGACUUCUUUCUUUUCAGCUGCCUCAACAGCUGUUUAUGUGUAUUUGUACUCAGUAUACUACUACUAUGUGAAGACAAAGAUGUCAGGGUUCUUCCAAACGAGCUUCUAUUUUGGAUACACUUUGAUGUUUUGUCUUGGACUGGGAAUUCUCUGUGGAGCUGUGGGUUAUCUUGGUUCAAAUUUGUUUGUGAGGAGGAUCUAUAGAAACAUCAAGUGUGACUAAGGAUUUUCUGAAAGUUCAGACCAGAGCAGUUUCCACAUAUUUGCAGGAGACAAUAAAUUCGCAGCCGAAACCUCUGGUUGUAUGUAUGGACCAAACAACGUUUACAGGUAGUAUCACAAUCACAGGGAUUUUGUGAAUGAGGAUGUAUUCUUUCUCUAUAUUAGGGAAGGCCCGAAAAUUUUUUCCCCAUGUCAGUAAUUGGAAGCCUUGAUUUUAGAAUGUAGAGAUUUGUUUUUAUAAUUUAGAUAGCUAGCAAAAUAUGAGACUCUUGUGGUUACUUUUCCAUCCCUUUAUAAAUAGGUGCCCGAUUGGUAUACUGAUGUCUAAAUUCCCCACGCGGUUUAGCUAUGGAAACAAUGUAUGUAGAGGGGGUUAAGUCAUUGGAAAUGAAUUUUGUGCUCCUGAAUUUUGUUCCAAAGAUAUGAUUAUCCUUCCUAUCUGCUUCUGCCACAUUACUUGUUUAAAUUUUUAAAUGCUGACAUGCAUUUCUUCAUCUCAUUCCAUUUUUUAUGGGCUUUAAAUAUUUAUUUGUGGAUGUAACUCGAGACACGGUUUUAACGAAAAGGAAUAUAUGCGAAUGUGCUUCUGCAUGCCUGGCCUUCUUGACCGAGCUCUGUUUUUGUCAUUCUCUGCUCCUAUUUUUGAAUACUUAGGUACCUUAACAUGCAGCAAUAUAAGGAUAAACAUUCAGCGGUUGUACUUGUGUCAAGGGAUCAAAUGAAAUUGAACAAUUUUUCCCACAAUUACUUGUGUCAUUGUGUGUGUUAGCCUGCAUGCUUGGAGGUAUUAUUUUAAAAGGCAAACUGUAUUUGUGGCAUUACUCGAUCCUGAGUGCAUUGAAAACGAUUUUAGUAGAAGGACCCUCGGUAUCGUAUGGUCAUAGCGAAUUACCAAAAUAGAGCCACGCAAUGCAGGAAUAGGAUAGUGCCAACUAGAAUAGCCAACCAAUAAUCUCUGGUGAUAACUGGGAUAGAUAGAUUGAGAAAUAAAAUGCUGCCACGUGGCAGAUAGGAUUGCAUGCACGUUCCUGCAUGUUUUAUCGACACUAUUUCCACAAGUUCACCUCUGUUGUCAACAACAAAAGCCACCUUCUCUGUUUCUAUUCCCUACCGUCUUCAACUUUCACCAAAAAUACCAUGGCCACCACCCCAGCUCUCUCCGGCACCAUGGUGAGCACCUCCUUCAUCCGGAGGCAACCGGUGACCACCAGCCUAAAGGCAUUCCCCAACGUGGGCCAGGCUGUUUUUGGUGUGAAAGGUGGACGUGGUGGCCGUAUAACUGCCAUGGCUGCAUACAAGGUGAAGCUCAUCACCCCAGAGGGACCACAAGAAUUUGAAUGCCCCGAUGACGUCUACAUUCUCGACCAGGCCGAGGAGCUCGGCUUUGAGCUUCCCUACUCGUGCAGGGCUGGUUCCUGCUCUUCUUGUGCUGGCAAAGUUGUGAGUGGCACUGUGGAUCAGACUGAUCAAAGCUUCCUUGAUGAUGAACAAAUAGACGGUGGAUUCGUUCUCACCUGCGUUGCUUACCCUCAGUCAGAUAUUGUCAUUGAGACCCACAAGGAGGAAGAACUCGUUGGUUAAAUGUUGUAACCACAAUUAUUAUUUAUUAUUAUAUUAAUAGUUUUCUUGCCAUUUUAUAUCAUGUUUUUCUACUCAUGUCUUUUGUGUUUAGAUUUUAUUAUGCCUUUUCGGGGGGCAUGAUGAUUGUUUUGUGUUUUCAGGACAAUGAGUAAGUAACUUACCCUUCUUCUGUAGUAACAAACAAGUGAACUUGUCGUUUAUAAGAAUCCUUAUUCGAUAUA